AUGCAUGUUCCACAUUCAAUAACAGUUGGUCCUGUUCGAUCAACAUUUCCUCGUAUUCAUCCUGAUGAUGAUCCAAUACCAGUGCGUAUGGAAGUACCUGAUCGACUUCGACCUGGUGGUAAUGGAAGUGUGAUAGCACUGAAUGAUACAGAUUUUUUUAUAAGCAAUGAAUCAAAUCAAUUAUCAAAUUCUUUUAUUCAACAACCAUCAUUACCAUCAACACUUCUUCCAACGGAUAUUGAAACUAGAAGUGAUGAUGAAGGUACAUUAAUAAAUAUUCAACGAGAUAAUCAAUCUAUGAAACUUAGUCAAUCAUGGCAUGUUGAAUCAUUUAAUGGUAUUGAUGAUAAAAAUAUUUUAAAUAAACUUCAAUUACUUCAAACUCGUGUUAAUUAUAUUGAACGAACAUUAGCUAGACGACAGUAUCGUGAUAGAAUUUUUUAUACAUGUGUUAUUGGUUAUUUUUUGCUUCAAGCUUUACUAUCUGUCCGUCGUUCAAUGCUUAAUUAA
Molecule: messenger RNA, 510 nt
Organism: Rotaria sp. Silwood1
Lineage: Eukaryota; Metazoa; Rotifera; Eurotatoria; Philodinida; Philodinidae
Source: the annotation of a GenBank genome assembly